Messenger RNA from Pistacia vera, 1386 nucleotides. RefSeq names its product zinc finger BED domain-containing protein RICESLEEPER 1-like. The record is from RefSeq and is a predicted model, not a curated record. The transcript has a single exon. The coding region runs from base 1 to 1386 and encodes 461 amino acids. Lineage: Eukaryota; Viridiplantae; Streptophyta; Magnoliopsida; Sapindales; Anacardiaceae. Gene Ontology annotation, molecular function: DNA binding; protein dimerization activity.
AUGAUCAUUAAGUAUGGAUUUUCAUCACUAAAGUCCAUAAAGGCCAACAUACUCCAUGUUUACAAAGAAGAGAAGGAAAAACUUCAUGGAUAUCUCAAUCAACUGUCCUGUCAUUUCCAUUUGAAAUUUGAGUUGUGUGAUAUGGAGUCCAUUUUGAUCGUGCUCUACUUUAUUGAUGAUAAUUGGGUAUUGAAACAAAAGAUUAUUGAUUUCGCAUACGAAAGGUGUGAAAGGGAGUCCUCAGAUGUUCUUAAAGGUCUACUUGUGGAUCUAAAUGUUGACAAGAAUAUAUGCUCUACGGUCACAGGUAUUUGUGAAAACAAUUUGGAUCUCUAUUUCAUUAACUUAUGGAUCGGUGAACGAGCUGUACUUCCUUUCAAUGGGCAUUUGUUACCCAUUGAUUGGCUAGUAAAUAAGCUUAAACGGAACGUUCAGAAUGGACCAAAUUGGAUGGCAGGCUUGCUUAGUGAAAUAAAGAAGUUGUUUAACUACGUCCGUGAGACAUUAUCAAAUGAAAAUAAUUUCCGAGUUGCGGUAAAUAAAGCCAAGUCCAUGGGCAAGAGAGUGACUUCUCAAGGCCUUCCUAAGAAGUCGAUUUUCGAUGAAUUAGAGUUGCUUGAGAGUGCAUUGGGGUUUAAAGAAGCAUUUUGUGAGCUUGAACAGAUAGAUCCUGAUUUCAAGUUAAUAAAUUUAACAGAUGAGCUAUGGUAUAAGGCAAACGUGGCAUAUGAGUGUGCAAAUGAGUUAAAAGAUGUUGCUGAUAACUUUUGGAGGAGCAAAUAUACUACUGCAAAUGUAUAUUUCCCCAAGGUUUGUGACAUAUAUAUGAAGUUGCUUCAAUGGGAAGGAAGUGACAAUUAUUAUGUUUGCGAAAUUGCAUCAUCCAUCAGAGAGAAAUAUUUUGACAAAUAUUGGAGUAAAUGUAACUUGGUUCUAGUAAUUGCAGUGAUUCUUGAUCCACGAUUCAAGACGGACAUUGUAGUUGGUUGGUACAUGGAACUCUAUGGCAGGGAUGCCAAUACUCGUCUCAAGAAAAUUAUGAUUGAAGUCACUAAUGUUUACAAUGAAUACGCCAAAGUUCCAAGGAUGCUAGACACCCUGGGGAGGCCUUCUCCAUCUUCAAAUUCAGAACUAGAUCUCUACUUAAAUGAGGCUAAAAUUCCUGCAGUUGAAGAGUUUGAUAUAUUAGCUUGGUGGCGCACCAACUCUCCAAAAUAUCCAGCACUUGCAAGAAUGGCACGAGAUUUCUUGGCUAUUCCUAUAUCUACUCCUUGUUUUACUUCAAAUACUUGCCAUUUGGGUUCUGAGCUUUCUAAUAUUUCUAAUUGUGAUGGCCUGGAUGUUGACUUGAAAAAGGCUUUGGUAUGUACAAAAAGCUGGCUGUAA